AAAGCGUAUUCAGUAUUCAGUAAUCGAUCGAGUAAUCAGCAGUAGAGUACGAGUACGGCGAUCCUCAGUAACUACGCAGGUCGAUUAUGCUGUGCCGGUACGCAUUGAAUUCAAUCAGCUGAAGAACAUAAUGUUUUGAUAUCUCUUUUUAAUUUUCGUCCAAGAACAAUAUUUGUUUAUUUAUUUGUGUUAAAAAAGUGCAAGUUUUGCUUCAAAUAAAAAUUAAGUAUAGAUAUGGGACUGCUACUUUACACCUUGGGAUCUUUAACGCUGCUGGCUAUAUUAUGGACGGUCAGCUCCGUAGCCAGAUAUGUCCUGAAAUUUGCCUGUUUUGGAGUGUUAUGCAUGAUAUUUGCUUGUGCACCGAUACCUUUGAUGUUGUUGAAUCCAAGAAAUAGCAAAAACGCCUUAAUUCCAUCAGCUCUGCUAAGAUGGAGCAGAAAGUUUUAUGGACUGGAGUACAAAGUCGAAGGCCUAGAGAAUAUCGAUAAAGAUAGCGGUUCCGUGGUUCUUAUAAACCAUCAAAGUGCUAUAGAUUUACUUGUUUUAGCCUAUUUAUGGCCCUUAAUGCCAAACUCAACUGUGAUAUCGAAGAAGGAGAUCUUCUACAUUCAGCCCUUCGGAUUGGCUGCCUGGCUGUGGGGAACCAUUUUUAUCGACAGAGUUAAAGCCAAAGAUGCCCAAUCGGCGGUGAACAAAACUGGUCAAAUUAUCAAAAGGCGGAAGGCGCGAGUACUGAUGUUCCCUGAAGGCACCAGAAACCUUGGAAAGAAGUUGCUGCCGUUCAAAAAAGGUGCCUUCCAUUUGGCAAUUGCUUCCCAAGUUCCUAUCCAGCCCGUAGCAGUAUCCAGAUAUUCGUUCAUGGGUAACGCCCGCUUCGAUUCAGGUGCUGUAACUAUCAGGAUUCUUCCAACGAUUCCCACAGAAGGUUGCACCGUUGAAGACAUUCCAAAAUUAAUAGAUCAAACGUACAAAGCGUUAUCUGAAAACGUGGACGAAAUUUCUGCACCAACGAGUACGAUGAACGGAACCGAAGCCAAAAUAAAAAGCAACUGAAUCCAAAGAUAAAAACUUAGGCAUGUACAAAUUUGAGGCGUCUGCGAAGUAUGCACCGAAGCUAUAAUAAACAUUCAAUAUAAAAGUUUGAAAUAUACUACGCUGAUUGACCAUUCCAGUAAUUUUCUUUAAUAAUAUACUCUCCAACCGGUAUCUACUUCCACGGUUGCUAUUUCUAAUUCGAUUGAUGAAAAUUGAACUGUGACGAUCACCAAAAAUCAGAAAGUGUUAAAUCUGGCCAAUAAGGUGGAUGCUGCAACAAUUCGUACUUUAUUUUAGUGAUUUCUGAAAUAGCUUAUGGAGCAGUGCCAAUUGUGUUGAUGAAAAAUAGUCUUCUUUUCUGUAAAACAGCUAUUUUCUCAUGAAUUUUUAUAUCCAGUUGAUUCAAAAGGUUAUAAUAAUAAUCUGAAUUUUCUAUUUUACCAGUAAUUUAGCUAAUUAUAUAAUCUGAAUAAGAGAAACUCCUAUUCUAUCCAUCACAUUUCGUUUGGAGUCAUGGCAUCUUCCAGAAAGUUAUUCUACGUACUUUCUUCUUGUAUGACCAUGUAACACGACCAUGGCAGCUAUAUCAUACAUUUUAACUUAUGUGAAAAAAUACUUUGUAAUAUUUUGUUUGUUUUUAGUCUUUUAGUAUAUGUUCAUUCUCUAUUCAUGAUAUUCAUUCUUCUAUAACAUCCAGAAAAUUACCAUAACCAGAGAAAUAAGAAUAAUUACCAUUGCCAAUACCAGAGAAAUAAGAUUUUUCUCGUGACACAUCCCCCUCCAGACUGAAACCAAAUUUUUUGAGUAGUAUGGACAUCCAUAAUAAUAGCCUAUAUGUUCCUGCUGUCGAUUUUGAUGAUAUACAUAGUUAUAAACAAAUGAAGAUCAAAAAAUGGUAAAUUUUCGAUUCUUUCGUCUAUUACUAAAAAGUGAAGCAUUCUAAACAAAUUUGAGAAUAAGAAACUCAUAAAUCAUAUAUAAAACUUCAAUAUGGCGUUCGCUGAAUAUGUCUACCCUUAUUUGUUGCUUAGAAAAUUGCAAAAGUCAUAAAUUUUAAGAUUUUAUAAAUGUUCAUAACUUAUGUAAAAAUUAAGUUACAACCUUCUUAUUACACGGAAUGCUGAGAUUUCUUGUGCUUAAAUUAUAUUUUAAAUUUCAAAGUAAUUGGUCAAAUAGUUUAAAAGUUAUUUAAUUUGUUUAUCCCAAAUUCCUUUUGUUUGCAACACUAUAAUUCAGAAAAUUAUGAGGUUACAGUAAUAGUUCGGACUGACAGUUUAUGAAAGAAGAACAUUUAUGCUCUAAACUUAAUAAAAAAAAUGACAAAAAGUAAUUUGAACAGUGUAAAAUUAUUUUGCAAAAACAUGUCGAUUUUUUGCUUACUUAUAAACAAUUAGAAUAACUUUUUAACCGUUACCAGUAGAAAAAUUAUUUUUCCAUAUUUAGAAAGACUGAAUUUUUAUACACAUUUAGAAAGAAAUACAAUUGUUCUAGGGCAAUUAGGGAUGAAAUUAGCCCCCCUUUUUUUAUUCACAUGUUCUUGCAAAAUAAUUUUGCAAUAUUUAGAAUUAUUGUUUGUCAUUUUUUUUUAAUUAAAUUAAUAGUGUAAAUCUUCUUCUCUCAUAAACUAUCGAAAGUAUUACUGUAACUUCAUUUUCUGACUUGUAGUGUUGCAAAAAAAAUUAAUUUGGGAUAAAAGAAUUAAAUAUCUUUUAAACUAUUUGACCAAUUGCUUUGAAAUUUAGGGCAUAAUUUAAGCACCAGAAGUCUCACCAUUAUCUGUAAUAAGAAGGUUCUAAGUUAAUUUAUAUAUCAGUUAUGAAUAUUUAUAAAAACACAAAAUUUAUGAUUUAUUUUGCAAUUUUCUAAGCAACCAAUAAGGAUAGACAUAUUCAGCGAACGCCACAUUGAAGUGUUUUAUACGAUUUAUGAGUUUCUUACUCUCAAAUUUGUUUAAAAUGCUUAACUUUUUGGCAAUAGACGAAAAAAGCAAAACUUUCCGUUUUUUUGAUCUUCAUUUGUUUAUAACUAAACUUAAGUGCAUAGAAAUCGGCCCACUUAAAAAUUUGGUCAUUUUUGAUGUCUCAUAUUUCCUAAACCUGUUGGUCGAUUUAAGUGAUUUUUUUGAACAUGUUAUAGUCUGAUUCUUUAACAAUAUCACUGUAAUAAUAUUGUUGCUAAACAGGUAAAUUUUCAUUGUACGUACCGGCAUACCGAGUUGAAAUUAAAACCCAACUAUAGCCUCAGUUUUUCUUAACAUUCUGUUUUUUGAUUCAUAUUCGUUUAUAUUGGACAAUAAAAAAGUUAGGUACUUUAACAAGUAGACAUGUUCUUCAUCAAUACACGGUGUUUCUAAAUAAAUGCGACAAACUUUAAGGGAUAAUUGUGCAUGAAAAAAUAAUGACGGUUGGCUUUAUAAACGUAUGUCCGCAAGUGGUUCGUUUUCCAGAUACGGGAUGUUGAAUUUUUUCUUACAAACUGAGGAUUUAUUUUAUUUCUUUAAAACCGGUUGAGAAAUGCCAAUGAAAUUUGGUGGAUUUUAAGACGUAGUUAUUGCACAUUUUUUGACAUACAAUUAAGAAUUUAAUAUUCACCAUUAGCGCUCAUACGUGUAAUAUGACCGAUAAUAUUACCCGUAUGCACGCUAAUGGUAAGUAUAAAAUUCUUAAUUGUAUGUCAAAAAAUCCACAAUAACUAGCUCUUACAACCAAAAAUUCAACAUCCCGUAUCUCGGAAAUGAAACAUUUGCGGACAUACGUUUAUAAAGCCAACUGUCAUUAUUGUUUCAUGCAGAAUUACCCCUUAAAGUUUGUCGCACUUAUUUAAAAACACCGUGUAUUGAAGAAGAACAUGCAUAGUUGUUAAAGUACCUAACUUUUUAUUAUCCAACAUAAACGAAUGAAUCAAAAAACAUAAUGUUAAGAAAAUCUGAGGCUAUAGUUGGAUUUUAAUUUGAGUAUUUUAUAAAUGCUAGAAUAUUCCACCGGGUGAUGCGAACUUUGAGAAAAAAACACAGUUUGAUUGGUACACCCGGUAUACAAUGAAAACUUACCUGUUUAGCAACAAUAUUAUUGCAGUGAUAUGGUUAAAGAAUCAGGCUAUAAAAUGUUUAAAAAAUCACUUAAAUCAGCCAACAGGUUUAGGAAAUAUAAGACAUCAAAAAUGACCAAAAGUGGGCCGAUUUCUAUGCACGUAAGUUUAUGUAUAUCAUCAAAAUCGGCUGCAGGAAACAUAUAGGUUAUUAUUAUAGAUAUCCAUACUACUCAAAAAAUUUAGUUUCGGCCUGGAAGGGGCUGUGUCACUAACAGGAUAUUUUUUUUCUUAUUUCUCUGAACUAAAAAGUUCCAUAUUUAGUUUAGUUUAGCGUUUUGGUAGUGCAUAUACGGAAUUAAAUGAAAAUAUGUUUAGUUGUUUAGGUUAAUUACAUCCCAACAAUCGAUUGAGACUAUAUAAAAUUUAACCACUAAGAAAGUAGCUUCCGAUGAUUAGGGCAAAAACAGACUAACCAUUCUGCAGCGCUACGCUGUAUUCUAAAUUUUUAUGUAAAUUAAAAGUGCCAUUCCACAAGAGCGACAGUGGCUGGCCACGGUCGCCGAUCCUCGCUACUGUGGCGUCCAUUACAAAAUCAUUGGUGCUAAAAAAUCGCCUGGUUCAGCCAGUUUGUGGGUCCACAGAGUAGCGCUGUAGAGUGAUUCGUCUGUUUUAAACCUAGAUGUUCACGAUCAAAAUGUAGAAUAGCAUAUUUCGUGGGCCCCUUGUGGACUCUUGGUGCUUCUUCCAAAAUCUGCUUCGGUGAUUCUGUUAUUUUUUUACUUGUAUAAAAAACAAUUCGUUCAGUAUUGAUUUACUGGCGAACUUUUGUCGAUGUUAUAUAUGCCGUAUGACAUGUAAGGACUGAUUAGUUUUAGGUUUAACUUGUUAGUUGACUGUUGUGUAACAUUAUGAUUUAUGAUUUGUUUGGUUCUGUUUGAUUGUAUAUUUACGAAAUAAAUAAGUUACAAACUCAA
Molecule: messenger RNA, 5042 nt
Organism: Diabrotica virgifera virgifera (western corn rootworm)
Lineage: Eukaryota; Metazoa; Arthropoda; Insecta; Coleoptera; Chrysomelidae
Gene: Agpat2
Product: 1-acyl-sn-glycerol-3-phosphate acyltransferase alpha
Exons: 6
Coding region: 235-1056 (273 amino acids)
Biological process (GO): phosphatidic acid biosynthetic process
Cellular component (GO): endoplasmic reticulum; membrane
Molecular function (GO): 1-acylglycerol-3-phosphate O-acyltransferase activity
Source: RefSeq, a predicted model, not a curated record